Molecule: messenger RNA, 1512 nt
Organism: Gregarina niphandrodes
Lineage: Eukaryota; Apicomplexa; Conoidasida; Eugregarinorida; Gregarinidae
Exons: 1
Coding region: 1-1512 (503 amino acids)
Source: RefSeq, a predicted model, not a curated record
AUGGGGACUGACUUUCUUUCCUGUGGAUCAAUUGCGCGAUUAUUUUUUGGCCGUAUUUCCUGGGGUGUGUUAAGGUCGUUAAAUAUACACCAGUUGCUCUGUGGUUAUCGGGAGUUAAUGCGGCAGUCGCCACCUUGUCGACGGAGACCGUUGACCUUGUGGAUAUGUUUGGUACAAGGCGUGUCGGGGGGAAGCCCGUCCGAACAGGCGGUAGAUUCGCCACGUGUUACGAACACUCGGAUAUGUGUUUCAAGAAGUCCGAAGAUGACAAGAAAGGAGGGGUCCAGCGUCGGCAAGGACUAUUGGAACUGGUCAUGUGUCACAAAAAAAAACUAUGAGUCGCAUUGGACAAGUCGUUUCUGGAUUCCCUUGGAUGAGACCGGAUUUGAACUACUGAGGUCAGUGGCUGCAACGAAACCCUACUACCGUCGCGGGAUCUGGACCAGAAGGGGGGCUGCGUUCGUUGACUUUAUACGCAGGUCAGGAGGACACUCGUGGGCACUGACAACCGGAACAGAAACGAUUCGCCCGAAUUACAUCCCAGUUUUGAGUCGAAGUAGGCGGCUGACAAAGCCGGCGGAGUCCGGGAAAGUGUUGAGUGAUUUUGAAGCAUACCAGGUGUUGCAUGGAUCGUUAUCAUCAGACGAAUGGAUGAGGCUGACGUCUAUUGAUGAGUCAAGUUUCGAGAGGUGUGCGCUUGCUUACGUGGAACUUGGUACAAUAAUCUCCUCGUACUUCACAGAACCCUACGGCCUUGUAGAUACGUCUAUUCAAGACGCGAUCGCAAACUUGAUGUCUUCGAGGGAGGCGGGAAACAUCAAGUAUCGAAGGCGUAUGUGGACCGUUGGAUGUCUUCUGCAACAUUCAGGGGCGCUCACCGAACGGCUAGCGGAAUUUUGCAUUAAGAAGUUAGGAUACAGCCCUCCGCAUCGGCGAUCCACAUUGCAAUGUUUAAAAGAGUACCCGCGGGAGUCCUUGUCCGAAAGAGAUACGUCGUCAAAAAUGUAUCUGUUGAAACAAACAUUGUCAGGACUACCAGUCGUAUCGGCGAAGGAGUUCGCAAAACUGACCCAAUCAGAAAUGGAGGACCACGGGAUAUGCGACAGGAGGUGUGUAGCUGAAAAAGCAUCCGCCGUGCCUUUGGGUCAGUCUUGGGGUAAGUCUUGGACAAAAUCUCACGUGACAGCUGCAGAACCCGUGCAAGGUACAGGAGUGGUUGAUGGGACGCUGAGAAAGAGAAACCCAUCUGAGGAACAUUUCCGCAUGGUGAAGAAGAAGGCGACUGAAAGCCAAACAGGUAUGCUACGUUGUAAUGCACGGCGCUUUGAUAAAUUAUGUCUACAACCAACUAACACCCUUCAACGACUGGAACGACUAGUUAAUAAUCACCCAGAGUCUGCAGUGAGCGCCGGCUUCGUUGACACAUUUGCUGAGGUAGUGUGGAAGGAAUAUGGGCCGCUCUUGUCGCCUCCUCUAGACCGUUGUUUGAUGGACAACCAUUUGACCAACUGA